CCGUGUUUUCUCCUAGUAUAGAAUUAAAAAUUUGAAUAAUGGCUCUAAAAGGAUUGAAUGUUCUGGAAUUUGUUGGUUUAGCUCCGGGACCAUUCUGCGGAAUGAUUUUAGCCGACUUUGGCGCGACCGUGACCAGGAUAGAUAAGUCACCGAUAAAUAGCUUGGACGUUCUUCAGGGUGGUAAAAGAACAUUGUCAUUAGACCUGAAGAAGCCGAAGGCUAUCGAGAUAGUUCGUUCUUUGAGCCGUAAAUCCGAUAUACUGAUUGAACCCUUCCGGCCAGGAGUUAUGGAAAAACUGGGAUUAGGUCCUGCUGUAAUGAUGAAGGAAAAUCCAAGGCUGAUCUACGCUCGUUUAACGGGAUUUGGUCAGAGCGGAUCCCAUGCACCCAGAGCAGGUCAUGAUAUCAAUUAUGUAGCCUUGUCAGGAAUCUUGUCCUUAUUCGGCAGGAAAGGGGAACGUCCAACUGCACCUAUAAAUUUUGCUGCUGAUUUUGCCGGCGGUGGUCUGUUGUGUGCUUUUGGAAUUUUAGCAGCAGUAUUGGAACGGCAUCACUCUGGAAUGGGUCAAAUUGUAGAUCAUUCAAUGGUUGAAGGCGCUGCUUAUGUUGGUAGUUGGCUUAUACGUUCCCAGAAACUUGCAAUAUGGGGGAAACGACGUGGGGAAAAUAUGCUGGAUACAGGAGCGCAUUUUUAUGAUACGUUCCAAACGAAGGAUGGCAAAUACAUGUCCGUUGGAGCUCUUGAACCACAAUUCUACAAAGAGCUGUUGCAGGGAUUGGACCUGCAAAACGAACUGCCUCAAUAUGACGAAAAUGACAAAAAUAGACACCUAAUUGAAGCUAUUUUCCUGACCAAAACGAGAGACGAAUGGACUGACAUAUUCAAAAAUCUAGAUGCGUGUGUAUUCCCGGUGCUCGAACUGGAAGAAGUAGAUCAAUAUCCGCACAAUCGGGAGCGUAGUGUUUUUCUGGAUAGAAAUCUUACUAAAGAUGGGGAACUUGUUCCAACACCUGCUCCAAAACUUAGCAGAACUCCGGCUCAUUCCGGCGCACUGGUCAUGGAGAAGGAUGAGCUUCAGAUGGUGAUGGAAAUUUGUGCAGAAAUCGAUUUGGGAGCUGAGGAUAUGGCAAGGUUGUGUGAGGAACGGGUAAUAUUGACAAGUACCAAGCCAAAGCUUUGAUCGGACGGAGUAGGUAUAUGGUGGUAGUAAUAAUUACGCUUGGGGCACAAUGUUUAGUCACAUGAGUGAUGCCGUUUACUUAUGAGCUAUUGCCGUUAAACUAAUAUUAUUUUUAUCGGUUCCAGAACUUGUUGAUGGAAUAUGCUGUUUUCUAGAAAGAUAUUAGAAUGUACAAAGGUG
Ochlerotatus camptorhynchus is the source of this 1361-nucleotide messenger RNA. RefSeq names its product alpha-methylacyl-CoA racemase-like. Gene Ontology annotation, biological process: bile acid metabolic process. Gene Ontology annotation, molecular function: alpha-methylacyl-CoA racemase activity. Gene Ontology annotation, cellular component: mitochondrion. The transcript has 2 exons. Lineage: Eukaryota; Metazoa; Arthropoda; Insecta; Diptera; Culicidae. The record is from RefSeq and is a predicted model, not a curated record. The coding region runs from base 39 to 1181 and encodes 380 amino acids.